Messenger RNA from Vitis vinifera (wine grape), 465 nucleotides. RefSeq lists its product as uncharacterized. Bases 1 to 465 code for a protein of 154 amino acids. The record is from RefSeq and is a predicted model, not a curated record. NCBI's taxonomy places the organism in Eukaryota, Viridiplantae, Streptophyta, Magnoliopsida, Vitales, Vitaceae. The transcript is spliced from 3 exons.
AUGAAGCUUUUUGUGAAUCGUUCUUUCUUACAUCUUGUGGAAGACCUCGAUUCAAUAAAGAAGAUGAAUUGGGCAGAAUUUGUGUUGUCCUAUCUUGUGCACGAGAUUGAAGAGUUUAAGAAGAAACAACAAAGUGGGGUUUGCGGUUGCUUAUUGUUUUUAAUGUUAUUCUACCACGAGCAUAUAUCGUUUGAAGAGAAAUUUCUACCGCUAUAUACUCGACCUUCUCCUCGGAUUACUGCUUGGGGAGAUGAUGAAGUAUUGGACAGGAAACGAAGAUUGAAAAAACUUGGUGGAUAUGCAAAUGAGAAUUUCAAAAUAUGGGUGAUAGAAAAUGAGAUAAGGGAUUGCGUUGAUGGAAAUGCAACGAGAAUGGCGAGUGAGAAUGAGGACGAUGAGAAAUUUGUAUCCAAUCUAAACAAAGAUGUUAUUAAACGAGUAAGUGUUUUACAAUAUUCAUCGUGA